Molecule: messenger RNA, 1273 nt
Organism: Myotis davidii
Lineage: Eukaryota; Metazoa; Chordata; Mammalia; Chiroptera; Vespertilionidae
Gene: RTCA
Product: RNA 3'-terminal phosphate cyclase
Exons: 9
Coding region: 53-982 (309 amino acids)
Biological process (GO): RNA processing
Cellular component (GO): nucleus
Molecular function (GO): RNA-3'-phosphate cyclase activity
Source: RefSeq, a predicted model, not a curated record
GUUUUGAUGCAAUGUUUUGAUCUAAAGGCCUCAGCACUUAUCCGGACUGGAGAUGAUUCGAGACCUGUGCGCUGGGCAACUGGAGGGAGCGGACAUCGGCUCCACCGAGAUAACGUUUACACCCAAGAAGAUCCAAGGUGGGAGCCACACGGCCGACACCAAGACGGCAGGGAGCGUGUGCCUCUUGCUGCAGGUGUCCCUGCCCUGCGUCCUGUUCGCCGCGUCUCCCUCCGAGCUGCGCCUGCGAGGCGGCACCAACGCCGAGAUGGCCCCGCAGAUCGACUACACGGCCAUGGUGUUCAAGCCAAUUGCUGAAAAAUUUGGUUUCAAGUUUAAUUGUGACAUUAAGAUGAGGGGCUACUACCCAAAAGGGGGUGGUGAAGUGAUUGUCCAAGUGUCUCCAGUGAAACAGCUGAACCCGAUAAACAUAACUGAGCGUGGCUCUGUGACGAAGAUAUCGGGGAGGGCUUUUGUGGCCGGCGCUUUGCCAUUUAAAGUAGCGAAGGAGAUGGCGGCGGCGGCUGUGAGGUGCCUCCGGAAGGAGUUCAGGGACCUGUACGUGAACAUCCAGCCGGUGCAGGAGCCCCGAGACCACGCCUUCGGCAACGGCAGUGGCAUCAUUGUGGUGGCUGAGACGUCCACGGGCUGCCUGCUGGCGGGGUCAGCGCUGGGCAAACGAGGUGUCAAUGCAGACAAGGUUGGCAUCGACGCUGCCGAGAUGCUCCUGGCAAACCUGAGGCACGGCGGGGCCGUGGACGAGUACCUGCAAGACCAGCUGAUCAUUUUCAUGGCACUGGCCAACGGAGUUUCCAGAAUAAAAACAGGACCCGUGACACUCCACACACAGACGGCUAUACAUUUUGCCGAACAGCUAGCAAAGGCUAAAUUCACGGUGAAGAAAUCAGAAGAGGAAGGAGAUGCCUCAAAAGAUGCCUACAUCAUCGAGUGCCAGGGGAUCGCGAUGACGAAUCCGAACCUGUAGGGGCUGUGCCUUGGGGACGGCCCCGCGGGGACCUAUUGUGCUGACUCAUGCCGUAAAUACCGCAGGACGGCGCAUCGGGAGUCCUUGCUAGCAGACCCACUGAGACUCCAGGCGGAGUACAGAGUGUUCUAGAUCUGACUCAGCAUGUCCCCUGCACGUGGUCAGGGAGCUGUCCGCUGGUGGGUGUCUGACAGCUGAUCUCAGUGUGAACGUGUUGGUAUAAAAUCUUCUGUUCCCCCGGAGUACGUGUGCUUUCCUUUCUUACUUAAUAAAUGGAGUCGGGGAUGUCGA